UUACCCACAUGCACACGCCAGCAGCACCAACAGCCCCUGCCAGCAGCCUGCAGUCGCUGGUGCGCCCCGCUCCUCCGCCUCUCCCUCCUCCUCCUCCUCCUCCUCCUCCUCCUUCUCCUCCUCCUCCUCGCUGCCCACCGGCCUGCGGCACCCCUCCGCGGCCUCCGGCCCCACCAGCGCACAAUGACUUCAUGCGGAUUAUGCAUCUGAAGAAAUCACCAGCUCCCAGAUAGCCACAGGGGGAGGUAUCCAUGUGUUUGGCAGGGAAGCAGCCUCCUGCUCUCCUUCCUUCUCCCCUUCUUUUCUCCUCGCACCCGGCAGCUGCCUCCUCUCCGGCGAUGGUCGCCUCCAGUCCCCCCGCACGGCGCUGAGCGAGGCCCCAGCGCAUCCCCGCUCCCACGCUUGCACCAAGGUACCGCCGAGGCUAUUUUUAUUCCCCCCCUUCUUUUCCGGUUCUCCCGCUGCUGCCGGGCUCGGUGCCUCUCGCACCCUCCGUGCCUGCACGUCUCCCGCUCCCGUCUUCCCACCCAACAGCGAGAGGUGGAGGGAGGCUCGUCCCAGCCCCGGCACCCGCGUCGCAGCGGCAGCCGCCGUCGCGAGGCAGAGCGAGCCCAGCUCCGGCCGCGGCCGCCAGCCCUGAUUCCAGAGUGGCCACCCCGGGGUGCUGGCACGGACCAUGAUGGACCUGAAGGUGGACGAGGAGGAGGUGGACAGCGGGCAGCCGGUGAGCAUCCAGGCCUUCGCCAGCAGCUCCACCCUCCACGGGCUCUCGCACAUCUUCUCAUACGAGCGGCUGUCGCUGAAGCGCGUGGUCUGGGCGCUGUGCUUCCUGGGCUCACUGGCGCUGCUCGCCCUCGUCUGCACCAACCGCAUCCAGUACUACUUCCUCUACCCCCACGUCACCAAGCUGGACGAGGUGGCGGCCACCAGGCUCACCUUCCCCGCCGUCACCUUCUGCAACCUCAACGAGUUUCGUUUCAGCCGGGUGACCAAGAACGACCUGUACCACGCCGGCGAGCUCCUUGCUCUGCUCAAUAACAGAUACGAGAUCCCAGACACCCAGACUGCCGACGAGAAGCAGCUGGAAAUCCUGCAGGACAAGGCAAACUUCCGAAACUUCAAGCCCAAACCUUUCAAUAUGCUGGAGUUUUAUGACCGAGCUGGCCACGACAUCCGGGAGAUGCUGCUGUCCUGCUUCUUCCGUGGGGAGCAAUGCACCCCUGAAGACUUCAAAGUGGUCUUCACCCGCUAUGGGAAGUGCUACACGUUCAACGCGGGGCAGGACGGGAAGCCCCGGCUCAUCACCAUGAAGGGGGGAACCGGCAACGGCCUGGAGAUCAUGCUGGACAUUCAGCAGGACGAGUAUCUGCCAGUGUGGGGGGAAACAGACGAGACCUCAUUCGAAGCCGGGAUCAAGGUGCAGAUCCACAGCCAGGACGAGCCCCCACUGAUCGACCAGCUGGGCUUCGGGGUGGCACCCGGCUUCCAGACCUUUGUGUCCUGCCAGGAGCAGCGGCUCAUCUACCUGCCGCCUCCCUGGGGCGACUGCAAGGCCGUGGCGGGCGACUCGGAGUUUUACGACACCUACAGCAUCACCGCCUGCCGCAUCGACUGCGAGACCCGCUACCUGGUGGAGAACUGCAACUGCCGCAUGGUGCACAUGCCAGGCGAUGCCCCUUACUGCACCCCGGAGCAGUACAAGGAGUGCGCGGAUCCGGCCUUAGAUUUCCUGGUGGAGAAGGACAACGAGUACUGCGUCUGCGAGAUGCCCUGCAACGUGACCCGCUACGGCAAAGAGCUCUCCAUGGUGAAGAUCCCCAGCAAGGCCUCCGCCAAGUACCUGGCCAAGAAGUACAACAAGUCGGAGCAGUACAUCGGGGAGAACAUCCUGGUGCUGGAUAUCUUCUUUGAAGCCCUGAACUACGAGACGAUCGAGCAGAAGAAGGCAUAUGAGGUGGCUGGCUUGCUGGGUGACAUUGGAGGGCAGAUGGGGCUCUUCAUCGGGGCCAGUAUCCUCACAGUACUGGAGCUGUUUGACUACGCGUAUGAGGUGAUAAAGCACCGGCUGUGCCGGCGGGGCAAGUGCCGCAAGAACCACAAGAGGAACAACACGGACAAGGGCGUCGCGCUGAGCAUGGACGACGUGAAACGCCAUAAUCCCUGCGAAGGUAUACGGGGCCACCCGGCAGGCAUGACGUACGCAGCCAACAUCCUACCUCAUCACCCGGCCCGGGGCACCUUUGAGGACUUCACCUGCUAACCGACGUCUGGAUGUACAACCUGAGCUACCAAAGCCCUCCGGAGAGCUGCCCUUCUCCCUGCGAGCGCCAGCGGAGAGACACAUCUAGGGGACCUUGCUCCUCACCACGGUGGGACACGGACAAGAGCGACAGCCUCGGAUUUCGGGUCAGGCGGUCGGGUCUGGUCGUGCUCGAACCCGGCGCGCCGCCCCCGCGGCAGCUGCUCCGCGCCUGCCCCGCUAGUUCAGAGACUCGAGGACGCUCCAGCCCGGCCAUCCUCGCGGCGCGGGGAGCGAUACGCACAGCGGGCUGGGGCACGGGCCUGCCCCGUCUCCUCCCCUCGGCUCCCCUCGGCCUUUUUAACUAGAAACCCAGAAGCCAAGAAGAAGCAGCCGUUUGGCUGCAGAGUCUCCAUCCACAGCCCUGUCCGUCUGUCUGUCCAUUGUCUCCAUGACCAUGCUGCUCCAACGCCUUGGCCGGCGCUUGCUGGGACCCCCGUGCCCGGCAGGAGGGAUCAUCGGGGAGCGCCACGGCACGGCCGGCAGGCAGGGCGGCGGGUUCGGCAGUCCCAGGAGAGCCUUGCUGUCCCCUGGGACCGCGGGGACCCGCAGCCCACCCUCGCCUGGGCCCUCCCGGCCACUCCAUGCGCACGAAGACGGGGCACCUCCGCUUCUCUGAAACGUCUUCCUUGGCCCCCUGCCCCCGGGACGGCGGUGCCCAGCCGCUGAGCUCGCUGGCCGGCCGCGAGCACCAGAGGGGACUCGGCCGGGGGGUGCCACCGCAGCACUGAAGACCCCGACGCCUGGGCGCUCUCCCUCGGCCGCAUCAGGUCGGGCGACAGCGUGGUCUCCCUGCCCGUCUCUCCUGGGCUCCGUGCAGCCUGGCCAGGCACCAGCCCUGCCCCGCAGUCCCUCCUGUCCCCCCAGGGAACCUGGGGCUACCCCGUGCGGCCCCCAGAAACAGCCAUCCUCGGGGAGAAAGGCAGAAGGAAAACUCCUGGCCCCCAUUUCAGCUGCAGCCACCGGCCUGGCUCAGCCGCGGCACCACGAGGGUCAGCCCCUCGGCACCGCUUCAGCCAGGAGCCCCCACACCAAAAGGGUUUGUAGGUCGAGGGACACCCCACGGCACAGGGUGCUCUGGUCCACGGGACCGCAGGCUCCCGCCCCACUGAACCCCCCGCCAGCAGCCGCCCCCGGGCACCGCGAGCCCUGGGCGUCCUCGGGGCGCCUGCCGGCUCGCUGCCCCGGGACCGCUGCUGCGCCCCUCUCGCCGGCACGCAGAGACCUGCCCCCGCAGCCGGGCUCCGGCCGGCCGGCACUGGCCGAGUCUCUGCUCCCCGGGCCUGCAAGCGCGCCCCGUUUCGCUCUAGGGCCAGUGACAGUGGCCUCCCCCAGCCCUGCCAGCCCCCAGGCCCCACACAUCAAGCAAGAGCCCUCCCAGGGCUGAAGUGCUACUUAUCUUUAAGAGCUUUUGCAAUAAGUCUUUUUGGUAAUUAUUAUUUCUAAACUGCAGUUUUGUUUUUAUUAUUGUCAUUAUUAUUAUUAUUAUUUGCUUCCUGACCAAAAUUAGGAACUGGGGGUCAGUCCUUCGUAUCCAGCAAUUGCCCAAAGAUGACGGGUCGGCCACAUCCAUAAAUUUUCUUAUGGAUUUCUCCUGAUGUUCCAUUGCGUUUCAUUUAUUUAUUUUCUUUCUUUCUCUUUCCCAUUAAAGUUUUUUAAGAUGGGGCUGGGAUUUGACCUUGACGCUCACCUGUCGAAGCAUACGCUUUUUUGUUCGUUUCUAUUACGUCAUCUGCAUUUUAUAUUUCUUAUAUAUAAUAUAUAUGACUAUAUAUAUAUGUGUACAUAUAUAUAUAUCUCUCUAUAUGCAUCAUAUCAGUGUAGAUACCCAUCUAGUAGCAUUUAGGCCUUGUUCUUGUGCUUUUUUUUUUUUUUCUGUUACCAAUCUCUGAAUGCCUUCAAGUGUAUAAAGUGUUGAAUUCUCUCUGGUAUCUGUACUAUGUACACACAUUUUCAUAGGAAGCACAAUAAGAUGACAGAUGCAUUGUACAUCAAUACCUGCUACUCUUAACGAUGAUAUAAAGAAUGAUAUAACUCA
Messenger RNA from Phalacrocorax carbo (great cormorant), 4337 nucleotides. The record is from RefSeq and is a predicted model, not a curated record. NCBI's taxonomy places the organism in Eukaryota, Metazoa, Chordata, Aves, Suliformes, Phalacrocoracidae.